AUGACCCCUCCGGGGCUGCAAGCGCCGCUUUCGCUGCUCUUGUUGUUCCUGCUGGGCGGCAGCCUGGUCGCGGCCGCCCGCAGGGACAAGGGGGCUGCCGGUGGCCCGGCGGGUGGCUCCUCGGGACGCUUCGUCGGCCCCGAGCAGCACGCGUGCACCUGGCAGCUCCGGCGGCCAGCUCCGGGGGCCUCGGCGGGCAGCGAGCUGACGCUGCGCUGCCAGAGCCCGGACGGGGCGCUCUUGGAGUGCGCCUACCGCGGGGAGCCCGAGCGCUGCGCUGCCUACGCGGCCCGCGGCGCGCACUACUGGAAGCAGGUGCUGGGCGCGCUGCGCAAGAAGAGGCAGCCAUGCCAGGACCCCGCGCCUCUGCGCGCCCGCCUGUGCGCCGGCAGGAAAGGCAACGGCGCCGAGUUGCACCUCGUGCCUCGCGGUGCGUCCCCGCCCGUAGGUCCUACUGCCGCGGGCGGUUCCGAGGUGCCCAGACCUCGGCCCAGGAACCGGGGACGACCCCGCGAUUCCGCUCACGUCCCAACCGCAGGGCUCCCUCCCACGAGCGCGCCGUCUCCAGAAAAGCUCCCUGAGAGGAAGAGCAAGAAGAAGGCAACCUCGGAGCCCAACAGCGAACGACCCCUGGGGAGCGGGCCCAACCCCGACGGGCUGCUGGCCAACUCGGAGCUCACGGAGACCUACUGUGCCGAGAAGUGGCACUCGCUCUGCAACUUCUUUGUCAACUUCUGGAACGGCUGA
This is a messenger RNA of Ochotona curzoniae (black-lipped pika), 747 nucleotides long. It is a transcript of the gene FGFBP3, whose product is annotated as fibroblast growth factor binding protein 3. Gene Ontology annotation, biological process: cell-cell signaling. Gene Ontology annotation, molecular function: growth factor binding. The transcript has a single exon. Bases 1 to 747 code for a protein of 248 amino acids. The record is from RefSeq and is a predicted model, not a curated record. Lineage: Eukaryota; Metazoa; Chordata; Mammalia; Lagomorpha; Ochotonidae.